Messenger RNA from Ordospora pajunii, 957 nucleotides. RefSeq lists its product as uncharacterized. The coding region runs from base 1 to 957 and encodes 318 amino acids. The record is from RefSeq and is a predicted model, not a curated record. NCBI's taxonomy places the organism in Eukaryota, Fungi, Microsporidia, Ordosporidae. The transcript has a single exon. Gene Ontology annotation, molecular function: Rab geranylgeranyltransferase activity. Gene Ontology annotation, biological process: protein geranylgeranylation. Gene Ontology annotation, cellular component: Rab-protein geranylgeranyltransferase complex; cytoplasm.
AUGAUUGUGCACAAUGUGAAAGAAGGCGAAUACAUCGAAGACCAGGAAUGCACAGAACGGCUGAAGAGGCUACUGGAGCAGAAGGACUCUGUUCAAAAGCACAUGGCAAUUGUGCAGAUCAGUACGGACGACUACAUGUCGUGGAACAUUCUCAAGCAGCACCUUAUGGCACACCGCAAUGAAUUCAGCACACAGCUUUCGGUAUGUGAAAAUGCACUGAGGAGCAAUCCAAAGUCGUACCAGGCAUGGAAUCACAGGAGAUUUAUGAUGCUGGAAUUUGAGGAAGAGGCGCAGAAGUAUGCAAGAGAAGAAGAUGCACUUACUGCACGCCUGCUAAAUUUUGAUCCAAGAAACUUCCACUGCUGGAACUACAGGAUGCAGGUGAUUGGCAAUAAGACAGCAAGGGAUCUGUUUAACUAUUCGUAUCUGCAUCACAACAUGGAUGAAGAUCCUAUCUCCAUUGUGUACACAGAUCCUUUGAGUCCUGUAGGAUGGGAGUAUCUUUAUGUGCAUCGUGAGGCAAGGAGGAUGAAGAGUGGGAUGUAUAUCAGGAUUGGCGAAGGGUGUAUGGAGGUUGUGUUUGAGAAGCCUUUUGUGGGUGAGCUGGUAAUUGAGGUUGAGGCAAUGGAUGAGCAGCUUGUAUGCAGGUCGGAAGUGCCAACCAUGUGCCUGAAAAGAAGGAUCUGUCUCUGUCGUGCACCCAGUAGGCUUACGCUGACGGUUGAAGGAGUGGAGAAGAGGUUUGAGCGAGAGGAGGAUGAUCUUGCGCUUCCAAACGCUAUACUGAGGCUUGAGAGCGAGUGCAUUGGUGCGUUGCAGUGCAUCGUAGACUGCUCGAAAGAUGCAAAAGAGAGGAAGAAGGCUGUGGAAGAGCUGGUAAGGAUUGAUCCAAUCAGAAGAAAGUACUACAGCUCGCUGAAUCAUGAGCAUUUCGAUGUUUAUGUUGCUGCUCAAUAG